UAGAGACAAACUCUGUCCAUCAGGAGUGUGAACUUACUGAUCAAGCAGGCAAUAAUCAGAAAUACUUUUGUCCAGAAUGAACCGUCCAACUGAAGCAGAGAGAUGAAGAACAUGAACAGAAUCAUCAGUUUUAUGCUUUAUGGUCUGUUUUUGUGCUCCUCGGUUUUCUCUAAUGAUGAUACACAGGUCUCCUGUCAGGUCAGCAAGACUUGUAUCUUACCCUGCAGUUUCACAGCUCAUGAUGACGUUAUCAUCCACUGGAUUGAAGAGACUCCACCAGAGUCCCGGGUUCACUCCUACUAUCACAAACAAGACCAACUAGGAGAGCAGCACCAGAGGUUCAGAGGAAGAACAUCUCUGUUUAAGGACCAGAUCUCCAGAGGAAACGCUUCCCUGCUGCUGAGAGGAGUGAAGGUUCAGGACCAGGGCAGAUAUCUGUGUGACGUCAGCACCAUCACUGGAAAUAAGGAGAACUUCAUCAACCUGAAUGUGAACGCUCCAGUCCAGCACGUCAACAUAGAACAGGUACAAAAUAAAAUCACCUGCAGCUCAGAGGGGAUCUAUCCUGAACCUGGACUCAUCUGGACCACCGAUCCUCCGUCCAGCAUGAACCUGCAGAACCUGCAGAACCUGCAGAACCCACCAACAGUCCAGCAGACUGAACAGCAGCUUUACAGCAUCAGCAGCUCUCUGGUCCUUUCAGACGGAGAUACUGACCUGGACUACAUCUGCACCGUCAGCACUCCAGCAAACAGCAGGAGAUCCACUUUGCUUCAACCAGCUGUUAUAAGUGGAUCAAACACUGAAAGAAAAAUCUCCUGCUCAACCGCCAAUUAUCCAAUAAAGUAUCUCACCUGGACAUUUAACCACAAAGAGAUCAUUCUGACCCAGAGCGGAGAUGAAGGGCUCUAUAUAACUUCAGAGAGGUGGAAGCAACACGUGAUGACUGUAUCAAGGACAGGAAGUCUCACUCUGAAGCAUUUAACUUCAGACCAGACAGGAACAUACAAAUGUGAACUCAGGGAUGAAGAGGAAACAUACGUGAAAUACACCUUUCUUCACAUACCAAAAGACCGGACUGGAGUUAUUGUAGGAGUGGUGGGUUUGCUGCUGGUGGUCUUGGUUUCUGGAGGCGUUGGUUACAAAUACAGGAAAAGGAAGAAAGAAAGGAAGAGGAAGAAAAAAAGAGAUGAAGAGAAGGUUCUGGUUGACUUGGGCAUGGAGGAGCACGACUCAACAGAAGGGGUUAAACAGAAACUGAUCUCUGCUAUGAAGGACCGCAGAGAAGUUCGAUUAAUUGAAUGUGAACUCUCAAAGUCUCACUGUAAAGUCAUUGCGUCCAGUCUGAAGUCCGACCCCUCCCGUCUGACAGAACUGGACCUGAGUAAGAGCCGCCUGGAGGAUUCAGGAGUGAAGAUUCUGUCUGGUGGACUGAAGAGUCCAAACUGUAGACUGGAGACUCUGAGAUUGAAGAGCUGCAGGUUGUCAGGGAUCAGCUGUUCUUCUCUGGUCUCAGCUCUGGAGUCCAACCCCUCCCAUCUGAAAAAUCUGGACCUGAGUCUGAACUACCUGAAUGUUUCAGGAGUGAAACAUCUGUGUGGAUUUCUGGAGAGUCCAGACUGCAGACUGGAGGAUCUGGGAUUGGAGAGCUGCAGGUUGUCAGAGAUCAGCUGUUCUUCUCUGGGCUCAGCUCUGAAGUCCAACCCCUCCCAUCUGAAACAUCUGGACCUGAGUGGGAACAAGAACCUGCAGGAUUCAGGAGUGAAACAUCUGAGUGGAUUUCUGGAGAGUCCAGACUGCAGACUGGAGGAUCUGAGAUUGGUGUUCUGCGGUCUGUCAGAGAUCAGCUGUUCUUCUCUGGUCUCAGCUCUGAAGUCCAACCCCUCCCAUCUGAAACUUUUGGACCUGACCUGGAACAAGAACCUGCAGGAUUCAGGAGUGAAACAUCUGAGUGGAUUUCUGGAGAGUCCAGACUGCAGACUGGAGGCUCUGAGCUUGCAGUACUGCAGGUUGUCUGGGAUCAGCUGUUCUUCUCUGGUCUCAGCUCUGAAGUCCAACCCCUCCCAUCUGAAACAUCUGUACCUGAGCAGGAACGACCUGAAGGCUGCAGAUGUGAAGCAGCUUUCUGAUCUGGUGGACAGUCCAGACUACAAGCUGCAGGAUCUCAGCUGGAGAUUGUGAGAGUGUCCAGGACGGAUGAGUUGUGUCCUGAUCGUCCUCAGAGUGGAAGCAGCACCAGUUUGUGUGGACAGACUCUGAAUGGACCGUGAUGAAGAUGAAGAUGAAGAUGUACAUAGUUUCAGCUCAGUUUGUUUCUGAUUUCCCUGGUUUUACAAACUUCUCAGAUAUUCAUGUAUUUCAGUGGCAGCUGGUGUAGUUUUCUCCAGGGGGGUUUAUACCAAACUCCUAAAUAGACAUAUACCAAAAAGCAGGCAAAUGAUGUACUAAAGUAUCACUUCUGUAUUUGAAUAAAUAAAAUCAACAAUGGCAACAUUAUA
Molecule: messenger RNA, 2498 nt
Organism: Cololabis saira (Pacific saury)
Lineage: Eukaryota; Metazoa; Chordata; Actinopteri; Beloniformes; Belonidae
Exons: 12
Coding region: 103-2181 (692 amino acids)
Molecular function (GO): protein binding
Source: RefSeq, a predicted model, not a curated record